Molecule: messenger RNA, 614 nt
Organism: Neogale vison (American mink)
Lineage: Eukaryota; Metazoa; Chordata; Mammalia; Carnivora; Mustelidae
Product: nascent polypeptide-associated complex subunit alpha-like
Exons: 1
Biological process (GO): protein targeting to membrane
Cellular component (GO): cytoplasm; nascent polypeptide-associated complex
Source: RefSeq, a predicted model, not a curated record
UUAGAGCUGGGGGUUCCGCGUCCCCCGCACAGGUCUGGAACAGAAUCUGACAGUGAUGAAUCAGUACCAGAGCUUGAGGAACAGGAUUCCACACAGGCAACCACACAACAAGCCCAGCUGGCCGCAGCCGCUGAAAUUGACGAAGAACCAGUCGGUAAAGCAAAACAGAGCCGGAGUGAAAAGAAGGCACGGAAGGCUAUGUCCAAAUUGGGUCUUCGACAGGUUACAGGAGUUACAAGAGUCACUAUCAGGAAAUCUAAGAAUAUCCUCUUUGUCAUCACAAAACCAGAUGUCUACAAGAGCCCAGCUUCAGAUACCUACAUAGUUUUUGGGGAAGCCAAGAUCGAGGAUUUAUCUCAGCAAGCACAACUGGCAGCUGCUGAGAAAUUCAAAGUUCAAGGUGAAGCGGUCUCAAACAUUCAAGAAAACACAGAGACUCCAACUGUACAAGAGGUGAGUGAAGAGGAAGAGGUUGAUGAAACCGGUGUAGAGGUUAAGGACAUAGAAUUGGUCAUGUCACAAGCAAAUGUGUCAAGAGCAAAGGCAGUCCCAGCCCUGAAGAACAACAGUAAUGAUAUUGUAAAUGCUAUUAUGGAUUAACAAUGUAAUCAUCU